Molecule: messenger RNA, 5908 nt
Organism: Diachasma alloeum
Lineage: Eukaryota; Metazoa; Arthropoda; Insecta; Hymenoptera; Braconidae
Product: mucin-4
Exons: 9
Coding region: 415-4347 (1310 amino acids)
Biological process (GO): protein dephosphorylation
Molecular function (GO): protein tyrosine phosphatase activity
Source: RefSeq, a predicted model, not a curated record
UUGGUCAGGUGUCUCCGUAUUCCCGUUUUUUCACUCGAUAAACAAAAGAAUGAACUCCAGUGAUGAAUAACAGCAUGAAAAAUUAAUUGGCUGGAGUAGUUGGGAAGUGAUCGCAAUUAAUUUCGGUAUUUUGGAAUUUUUUUUCAACUUUUUGGUGAAGUGGAGAGCUUUUCCGGUCUUCGACGCUCUGGUCUCCGGUUUGGAAUUCACCUGAACAGGUUAAGAGGUGAACAGGUAGCGGGACACGCGUCGCCAUGGGUUACGAGUGUUGUGGGGCUGUUGAUGUGUAGUGGAAUUUUUUUACUACUGCGUUUUUGGGGUUUCCGGUGGGAGGCUGAUGGAUACCGGAUUAUGAACUGGAGGCUGGCGAGGAUCCACUCGUGAUUUUACGAGGCGAUCCUAGAGGACUCGGAGAUGACGUCGAGGCCAGCAACUUGUGGGUCACGAUGUACAGGUAUAAUUCUCCUGCUCAUCAGUGUCUCCCUCGUCGAAGCCCAGCCGUCGUCCUUGGAUUCCCACUCCUCGACAUCAGGAAACAGCACAAUCUUACAUAAACCGAGACACGAAGGCAGCGUGCCUUCAUCAGCCUUGAACGAUGGUGAACGUAAACUGCCUUUCCAAUCUUCCCCGACUCCCUCCAGUGAAUGGAUUAACAAUUCACCAGCGCCCAGGAUCAACAAAGAGCAACAUUUGCCGAGUAAUCAAGACGCAGUGGAGACCUCCCCCACCCCCGACCUCCAGCCCCUCCCAGAUAUUGAUCCCGAGAGGGUGGCUAAGCCCGCCGAACCUCCCAAGAAGCACUUAAUCGAGAAGCUAAUUGCCGACUCUCAUACGCAAAUUGAAGAUAAGCCCGAGGUGUCCACAAACUCGAAACCAGUUCCACUACCGGAAUUCAACGAGAAAGAUGAAUACCCGGACAUCGACGAGACUGAGAGAUUCGGUGAGAAAGAGCCCACGACUCCAAAACCAAAAAAGGAUCAGGACGAGACGAUCUCCCUGAUCAACGACACAAACGUCAACUACAAAGGCGUGAAAAAGGAGCGCGUGGACGACGUGAUAACAAAAAACUCGAAGCUAACGCAAGAAAACGCGACGAACGUCAUCUCCCGGGAGUCUGACGUCGCGCCUAAACCGAAGGAUCCCAAGUCCCAGGUGGAGACCGUGAAGAACGUCACGUCGACAAAAGUAAUGAGAAUAAUCGGGCCCAAAGAGGUAGGCGAGAAGAACGACACUACAUCGCCAUCAAUCCUGCCUGAGCUUUCAAACAAACCGAUGAAGAAUAUCUCGGAUGAUAUUCAUGAAAACCUCCCCGAGGUCUACACCGACUCGCGGAAGCUCCCCUUCCCGGAAAACAAAACCCUAGGAGAAAACACUGCGGAUACAAACGAGCGAAGUUCCUCCCCAAGGGGUCGUACAAUAUCAUUCAAUAACAGCAAUCAAUUCAGUAAUGCCGAGGGGAAAGGAGGCGGCUCGACAAAGGAGAGCGCUGAGCUCGGAUUCACAAAAGACUCAAGACCGUACCCCUACUUGAAAAGUAGUCCAACUAAUCCUAUGAAUACGAGUAGAGCUAGGGUUUCAACCGAGGAGAUAUCACCUUUGGAGAACACAAUCGGAAGAAGCCCUGACGACAAGAAGUUAGUGGUAACAGAGCCCUCUGUUGUGAUUGAUAACAGCAUUCAGCAGAUAAAACCGACGUACUACAAGAGAUCUGGAAAUUUCUCGCGGCCGAGUGACGCUGACGGCCCGACGUCUCCGGUGACGUCUUCAGUGGCUCUGAAGACAUCGGAAACCACCGAGAGUUCCAACCUGACAGCCUCAGCUGUCUUAGAAAGCACUAGAGAUCCGCGGGAAGAAAUACUCGAGAAAAAAAACACUCUAGACGAGAAUGUCACAGAUGUCAAGAAAAAUACGACCGAGUCGCAGGAAUCCAGAGCCACUGAAGCGAAUUUGGUACAAAAUACAACGGAAACGCCGGAGGCGUCUGUCGAGACUGCGACAAGGCUCGUUCAGACAAGUAUUACAGACCCAGUGCUCAUGUCGUCUCCCUUAAACGUCACCGAGGGCUCCACCAGAUCAUCGCCAACAACCCUCGAACCUAAUCCCCAAGGAUCCUCACCAAAACCGGAGUCCUCAUCCCCGACAACUGCAGUCGAAGAAACUUUAGAUACAACUGUCGAGGAACUUGGCACAACUACUCUGAUCCCCGAGACAGUUUCGUCAGUAACUUUGGUAACAGAGAGAUUACCAGCUAAGACUGAAUCGACAAAUUUCGGCGGUCGAGGAAUUGACUCGGAGUCAACAACUUCGGGGGUUGAAUACGAGUUCGUUGGUCUCACUGAGACUACAUCCGUGAGUUAUGUGGCUAGUUCAGAGGGAAUGGGGACAGAUGUCACGGAGUUUGCUUCUAGUUUGGGGGGAGUUUCUUCGACUGCCUCGACUGCCUCGAUUGAUUCGACGAGUUCAAUUAUGCAGGACUCAACGAAUUCUGAGAAUGUCACUGCUACUUCGAUGAGAGAAGACGACGGAUCGACAACAGAUCCGACGACUGAAGUGAUCACUAUAACGGGUGAGGUAUUGGAUACAACCAUUCAUACGACGAGUGUCGACAUUUCUGAGACCGAGGGAACUACCGAUAUCCCCGAGGAGACAACCUCCGUUGACAUUAGAACGCAGAGCGAAUCGGGGGAUUCCCCGGAUUCGAUGGAUUCUUCGACUCAGAGUAACACAGUUGCGGGGAAAGUUAAUAAUUCAGAUGUUGGGGAAUUCUCAACUGGGCCAUCCACAUUUUCGUCGGUUACUGAGACGGAGACGUCUGGGGAUUCCACGACUGUUGGAAAUACUGAGGGGGGCGGCAGGGGGAUGAGCGAACAGCCGUUCGCCCCGGAGGAUGUCAAUCUUCUUGUGAGAAUUGUCGUUGAGGGCACUUGGAACGAAGUGUGCCCACACUUGCCUGCCCUCAGGCAGUCACUCGCCGAUCUGUUGACUGCUGGAAUAGAAAAAACUGUCGCAGCCGCCCAAAUAAUUUUCCAAAAGAAUCCGUGUACUGAUGGAAACCCACCGCAGUAUUCAGCAGAAUUAGCCCUUCCAACUUUAUACCUGUACGUUGUCGACCAAAAUGGAAACUUCGACACGGCAAUGACGAAAAUUCUCCCCAGUCUCUACAGCAGGACCUCUAUAAAGUCCCAACUGAAUAUCCGGAGUUUCCAGUUGGUUCAAGACACAGAUUCUGGAAACGCGAUAGCCGUGGUUGUGGUUUCCUGUGUGGCUUUCAUUUGUCUCGUCCUCUUGGCUGGCCUUCUAUUCAUAAUGCGGAAACGGCAAACGAGGUUCAACUACGGUGAGAGAUGUCGACCCGUCUCGUUGGAUGCAUUCAGCCUCGACAGUGUAUCGGCGUACAACAGUGUGAGGCGAAAAGGCGCCAACAGAGCAUCAAAGCGCAGUUAUGGAAAUCCAACUUUUGAGGAUUCGACUGCUGUUCCAUCCCACCCCUUGAACUUCUCGGGUCUCUCGACCUUCUGCAACGAGCAGAGCGCAAUCUACGAGGAAUACUCCGGUAUUCCCCAGGUAUCAGCUAGAAUAGACGAGCUGCCCACCGGGGCGGAGGUGAAAAACCGUUUCGCGAACGUGGUGCCCCUCCCCGAGACUCGCGUUCCCCUAGCAAAGAUCAACAAUGACCCCUUGUCGGAGUACAUCAACGCAAGCUACGUGAGGGGCCCGAAAAACGCGACCAAGUACUACAUUGCUUGCCAGGCACCCAUCGAGUCCACUGUCACAGACUUCUGGAGAAUGAUCUGGGAGCAGCAGUCAAAGGUCAUCAUAAUGCUGACUGAUCUCAUUGAGAAUGGAGUGGAGAAGUGCGCCGAGUACAUUCCACCCUCGGAAGUCACUGAUUGUCACAGACUCUUUGGGGAUUACCAAGUCACUCUGAAGAAACGUGAGACCAAAGAAAAAUAUGCCAUUUCCACACUUCAUCUCAAGAAUUUGGAGAACAAUACCUACAGAGAAAUAUCCCAUAUCUGGUACCUUUGGCCCGCGAAUGGCGUGCAGACAGACGCGGCUGGAUUAAUAGCAGUCCUGUUGGAAGCCCGAGCCCUCCAAAGGGGUGGCCCAGUGCCAAUAGUCGUUCACUGCAGUCCUGGGACAGGCAGAACAGGCACCCUAAUUGCCCUGGACCUUGGCAUAAGGCAGUACGAAAUUACGAGAACAGUUGACGUCCCGAGGGUCGUCUACACCAUCAGGCGAGAUAGAGCUGGGGCUGUUCAAACGAAGGAGCAAUAUGCAUUCAUAUACAAGGCUUUGAACCUCUAUGCGACGAAACUCGCUGGUGGGGGAAUUGAGUCCACCUGAUAUUUGAUGAAAUUGGGAGCGAGGAGAGCCGAGGGCUUGGGCUAGGCAACGAUCUAAGUCAAUACUAGAUAACGAAUUAAAUAAGCUGAUUGAAGGUUGCAAUCCGGUGGGAACUUCACUGAAGGGCGAAAUGUUGGACAACUAUUUUGGGUGUACACUCAUAGAGCAAGCCAAAUUGUUAGAAGUACCGUCAACUAUCUGUGACAAUUUGAUAUUUUAAUGAUAGGACUUAAAAUUGUAAGUGAUUGUAAGGAUCGAUAGUGGAGUUCUGGAGAACUGGAGACCAGUCAAAAAUAUUUUAUCUAGAUAAAUAAACAAUUUAGAAUUUAUUGAUGUACAAAUGAGAAGAAAAUCACGGAGUUUAUUUCGCGCUUUAGAAAAAAAUCAAAAGAUCUUUUUAUAGUUCAGAAAAUUUCCUGCAAAAAGACCAAAUUCUGCUGAGGCAGUACUAAUAACCGAAUUGUUCUAUCAAUUAACAUUUCGUCAAUUCAUUUCGAUGAAAAAAUGUCAGAAAAUAAUAUCCGGCCUUUUUUAUGAACAAUUUUAUGAAAAUCAGAGAAAGUUUCUCAAUAUUUUUUUGUAAACGUCAAAAAUAUUUCCAAAAUAUGCACAUUUACUUUUUCUGGACUCAUUUCCUAUUCUGCAGCACUCCACUCCUGAAACGUUCUUUAUCUUUAUGCGGAGUAUAAAAAUACGGUAGCAUCGAUUAUAUUCUAUCCAAACACGUGAGAUUAUAACAGUAUAAAAAUAACUGGACAUACGGAAAUAUCAUCGACAUGAAAAAAAAGACGAAUCUAAAGUGAAAAAAGUGAUUUUACGCAAUUACUACUUGUUUAACUAUAUUAUUGUUAUUGUUACUGUACAAAAUAUCAUUUCGAUUGAACAACGGCUCUCUAUUUAUGUACAUAAAAUCUACUGUGUAUUGAUUUUUACAUUUAAUUAUGGAAUUAAAAACUGUUUUGUUAAUUUUCCUGGUGAAAACACACAAAUUGUGCAAUUAACGAUGUAACAGGGUGUGUUGGGAGAAUGGGGGCCCGCCCCUAUUUCCCAGGCAGAAGUAAUAUAAUAUACAAUUUCAAUGUGAUGAAAUACUUUAAUAUAGAGGAACAAAUAUAAUAUAUUCCAUAUACUCAUUUUAUAGGAAACAUUCGGCACUGAUGAUGUUCAGUAUUCGAACGUGAAUUAAUGAUAAACCUCCAUACGUAAGAGAAGAAGUUGAGAAAUUAUAAAUACCCUAGAGGAUUGCCAAAAUGUCGAUAACAGAGGACAAUUCUGUGGGGAAGUGAUGAAACGUUGAUGUGAAUUUUUCUUUUUGACCCUCUAUUAAUACCUCGAAAACUCCCUUUCCAAUUUUUUUCCAAAGUGUUUUUUUUUCAUUUUCUCCCAAUGCCACUCGUCAAACUUCAUCAUUUCCCUCCGGAAUUGCGACAAUUAAUUGAUGAACGCAUGUGUCUACAUGUCAAAUAAAUGUAUCUAUGUAUAUAUGUAUGUAAACGAUGACAAUUACUGAAAUACGCACACGAGCGAUAAUUAAAAUUGAAUUAAUGUGUCAAAAAAGAGA